CAGUCAAAUGCCUUCGGGUUGCCAGGGAACAGAUUUUGAAGCUUUGACUAUCUCGGCGUCUGAUCUAAUAUUCGAUUUGUCGCCAGUUUGAUCACAGCCAUGGUGUACAGAGCAGCUACUUUGCGAGGAUUGGCCAUCGCACAGAUGGUGUUUGGGGCUUUGAUGUUCGUCUUUGGAAUAGCAUCUAUUUUCGCCACUAUAGACUGGACUUCGUACGUUGGUUUUGGCAUCUGGGUUGGCGUUUGGGUUUUUAUCACCGGAAUUUUGGGAUACGUCGGAGCAAGAAAUGAUUUCUACCCAAACAGGUGUUUGAUUGGAUGUUUUAUGGGUUUCUCUAUCACGGGUUGUGUCUACUCAGGUACAAUGUUCAUCUGCUAUAGCAUUACUCUCGCAGUCUACGCUGAAAUGAAGAAAUACUGUGACAGUUAUAAGACUUAUUCUCCAUACCGCUACAAAAGUUACCGUUAUGGUACCAACAAGUACUAUAAUUGCUAUGGGAGCUCUGGCCUCAGAGCUACAGCAGAAAACUUGGCUGGUUUAGGCUCUUGUCUUCUUAUUUUGUCCUUGGUUGAGUUGGUCGUGGCCAUUGCGUCAUCCAUCUAUUGUUGCAAGGCAGUGUGUUGUAACUCAGGAAGAGUUGGGAACACACAAAUGACUUUUGUACAGCCUCAGCAGAGGGCACAGCCUGGUGUGGUUUUAAUGCAGACUGAAGGUGGUGUGGUGCCACAGGGUUACCCAGCAACAAGCCAGCAACCUGUGUAUGUCCUCCAGCAGCCUGCAGUGGUUGCACAGCCUGGAGUGGUUGCACAGCCUGGGAUGGUUGUACAGCCUGGGAUGGUUGCACAGCCUGGGGUGGUUGCACAGCCUGGAAUGGUUACACAGCCAGGAGUGGUUACACAACCUGGGAUGGUUGCACAGCCUGGAGUGGUUACACUGCCUGGGGUAGUUUCACUGACUGGGGUGACCGUUUAGCAACCCAAUUACUGGGCUACAUGAAUCCAUACAUUCACUACAUGAAUCAGCAGCCACAUCUGGAGACUUUUGUAGUGUAAUUAGGGCAUGCUUUAGAAGGUUUGUGUUCGUGAGCUCUUGUAGUGGAAGGGGAAGGAAAUAGGAACCAUGGGAGAGGAGUGGUUGGAGAGGACAAAGGAUAAGAGAAGUCACAGAUAUUGAAGCCCGGUAAAAAACAAGAGAUUCUGUCCCCAACCCACCCCCCCACCCACCUCCGUCUCUUUCCCGAUGUAGGUAAAGCUGUGUCUCCAGAACCGGUAUGCUUAUAUAAUAAACUGAAUUACUGCUGCAUUUAUUUUGAUUGGCUCAUUCUUAUAAUCUUUUGGAGGACAGACAUAGAUGAUGUGACCAAAUACGGGAAGACAGAUGACGUCACAAUGUGGCUGUGCCUCGUUUGCCACUUUUUGGAUCUAACUACAUUAUGACGUCAUCUAUCAUCUCUUACUAAACAGAGAUAUGUCAGCAUGAAAUCUCUUUGUUAAUUCGUAAGGUAUAUUUCAGCUUUAAUGUUUGAGAAGAUACGGGAAGGAAUAAUAUGCCGGAUUUGCCUUUUCUCAGGAAAUGAUGAUUUAGAUGUGACACUGUAUUGUUUAAAUUGAAGAACUGAAUGUGGCUUUUAAUCCUUAAUUGCAGCCUGUGUUUUACAAUUUUAACUAUAGUAGUAAUACUUAUAAUAAGCUAACGUUGUGACUCGAAUGAUUA
Messenger RNA from Pocillopora verrucosa, 1713 nucleotides. RefSeq lists its product as uncharacterized. Gene Ontology annotation, cellular component: membrane. NCBI's taxonomy places the organism in Eukaryota, Metazoa, Cnidaria, Anthozoa, Scleractinia, Pocilloporidae. The record is from RefSeq and is a predicted model, not a curated record.